CCGGGACUCCUCUUCCCAGAGGUCCCCGCGCGUCGUCCUCCUCGUCCUCCAGCUGCCCGCGUUGGGCUGGAGUCCCCCGGCAGCCGUCGCCAUGCUACCCGCCGCGCUGCUCCGCCGUCCGGGCCUGCGUUCCCUCGCACGCCAGGCCCGCGCCUACGCCGAGGCCGCCGCUGCUCCGGCCCCGGCUGCGGGCCCGGGACAGAUGUCCUUCACCUUCGCCUCGCCGACGCAGGUGUUUUUCAACGGGGCCAACGUCCGGCAGGUGGAUGUCCCCACACAGACAGGAGCCUUUGGCAUCCUUGCGGCCCACGUGCCCACCCUGCAGGUCCUGCGGCCGGGGCUGGUGGUUGUCCAUGCUGAGGACGGCACCACCUCCAAAUACUUUGUGAGCAGCGGCUCGGUCACAGUGAACGCGGAUUCCUCCGUGCAGCUGCUGGCCGAAGAGGCCGUGACGCUGGACAUGCUCGACGUGGGGGCAGCCAAGGUGAACUUGGAGAAGGCACAGUCGGAGCUGUCCGGGGCCGCGGACGAGGCCUCCAGGGCUGAGAUCCAGAUCCGCGUCGAGGCCAACGAGGCCCUGGUGAAGGCUCUCGAGUAGGCAGUGCGUGGCCCGGGCCAGCAGGGAAGCCGAGGCCCAGAACUGGGCAGCGGGUGUCCCGCGCAGGCUGAGCCGGCUGGCGGGGUGGGUUGGGCGGGAAGGGCUGCGAGCCGCCCGCAGGGCUUCUCCUGUGGCCGCAACGCUCUCGCCAGAGAAGGCCGCCAGGGGGCAGCACGGCUCUACACCUGCCAGGCCCCUUCCCCCAACCUCAUGUGUCACCCACCAUCCCCCUGAGCCUGUAGCCCCUGCCAUGGAGACCCGCUCCCAGCCGCCUCUGAGGGAUGGCCAGCCCCCAGCUCGAGCCCCCCGCUCGAGCCCCCCAUUAAAAGCCAGGGACCCGA
This is a messenger RNA of Mustela erminea (ermine), 939 nucleotides long. It is a transcript of the gene ATP5F1D, whose product is annotated as ATP synthase F1 subunit delta. Gene Ontology annotation, biological process: proton motive force-driven ATP synthesis. The record is from RefSeq and is a predicted model, not a curated record. NCBI's taxonomy places the organism in Eukaryota, Metazoa, Chordata, Mammalia, Carnivora, Mustelidae. Bases 92 to 598 code for a protein of 168 amino acids. The transcript is spliced from 4 exons. Gene Ontology annotation, molecular function: proton-transporting ATP synthase activity, rotational mechanism.